GCGAGUUGGGCAAAAGAGGAGGAGCGAGGUGACGCAGGCGUAAUAAUAGAGAAGGUGCCAGAAAGAUCCAAAACAAGUGGCUGCGGCCGUCGCCCAGAAGUCAUCGGACGCUGGAAUCUGGGGUCCGAGGGUCACUUUUGAAAGGUGGGAUGUUGGAGCUAGCUGGAAGGCACUAGUGGACAGAAUCCAAGGGCUACGUCCGGACGUUUGCCAUCCAGAGUCACCGAUCAGUGGACAAGGUGCCCUGCAAUGGGCCAUGUACUCAUUCGAGCUGAUCGCCUAGGUCAAUCGGUGGCAAGUUCGGAACGUACCACCCAGAGAGAGGGGCAUCUGGGCUUGGCCCUUCCGACUGAUCGGUGGACCGGUGGGGUCUAGCGUCUCGACCUGUUACUAUGGGAUCUCGGGCGAUACCAUUUGUGUCCGUGGGAGGGAGAGAGGCUGAGACCGUUGAGGCUGUGGGGGCGACUCUGCCCGGAGACACCUCGCGGAGCCCACGCGCUGGCCUCUGUGGGCUCUGGGCCACUGUGUCGCUGACCACGACCUCCUCCCCGCCGUGUGGGUUCUAGGCCCUGGUUCUGAGCUUGUUCCGCACCCCUCCCCUGGGAAUGGCGUUGUCCGGGUCGACCCCGGCCCCGAGCUGGGAGGAGGAUGAGUGUUUGGAUUACUACGGCAUGCUGUCGCUUCACCGUAUGUUCGAGGUAGUGGGCGGGCAGCUGACCGAGUGCGAACUGGAGCUCCUGGCCUUCCUGCUGGAUGAGGCCCCCGGCGCCCCCGGUGGCCUGGCCCGCGCCCGCAGUGGCCUGGAGCUGCUUCUGGAGCUGGAACGCCGCGGGCAGUGCGACGAGAGCAACCUGCGGCUGCUGAGCCAACUCCUGCGCGUGCUAGCCCGUCACGACCUACUGCCACAUCUGGCGCGCAAGCGGCGCCGGCCAGUAUCCCCUGAGAGAUACAGCUAUGGCAAUCCCAGCUCUUCUUCCAAGAGGACAGAGGACAGUUCCCGGCGUCGGCGACAGACUAGCAGUUCUCCCGAUUCUCCUCAGAGUCGGUGGGACACAGGCUCCCCACCAACCAAGCGGCAGCGUCGGAGUCGGGGCCGCCCUAGUGGUGCCCGGCAGCGGCGGAGAGCGGACCUGGCAGCCUUGCAGCAGCACCAGCAGCAACAGGAGCUGGGCAGGCCCUCCUCAGAAGGCAAGGUGACCUGUGACAUCCGGCUCCGGGUUCGGGCAGAGUACUGUGAGCACGGGCCAGCCUUGGAGCAGGGCGUGGCAUCCCGGAGACCUCAGGCGCUGGCCCGGCAGCUGGACGUGUUUGGACAGGCCACUGCUGUGCUUCGGUCAAGGGACCUGGGCUCUGUGGUGUGUGACAUCAAAUUCUCGGAGCUCUCCUAUCUGGAUGCCUUCUGGGGUGACUACCUGAGCGGUGCUCUGCUGCAGGCCCUUCGGGGCGUGUUCCUGACUGAGGCCUUGCGGGAGGCCGUGGGCCGAGAGGCCGUCCGCUUGCUGGUCAGCGUGGACGAGGCUGACUAUGAGUCUGGCCGGCGCCGCCUGUUGCUGAUGGAGGAGGAAGGGGGGCGGCGUGGGACAGAGGCCUCCUGAUCCCGGGUCUGCCAGGACCGACCCCACCUCCAAGUCUCCGGGCCACCAGAAAGACGAUCAUCUCGCUCCCAGACGACUGUCACUCAGCGGCUCAAGGGCGGCAUCGGGACGGCAGGUUCCGUGAUAGCCUCUACGAUGUGGGCUUUGAGGCAUAAACCACUUUCAGCUGCUUCCAUCCUAAAUUCCCCACUCCCAGGUGGAUCCCCUCAGCUUUGGGGGCCGAGGAUCACAGAGCCCCGAAGCAGGGAGACAUAGCCCCCCUGCACAUCGUGUCUCUCACCCUGGGCUGAUGCUGGCUGGCCCCACACGCUUUAGCCUAAGGGCUACUCUCUCAGGAUCUCAGAUUUACUGUCCCCACGUGGGUUUCAGCCACAGCAGUGGGCUCUGGAGCUGGGGCGCCCAUGGGCGUGCUCACCUUGCCCCUUCAUCUAACCAACCCGGGCUCUGCCAGCGGCACACAGACAGCCAACUCUCGUCACCUUCCCCUGCUCUCUGGAACGAGACAGACCUGCCCAAGGCUCCUUUAACCCAGACUGUCACGUGGGCUUCGUGGCCACAUCAGAUCAAGAGCAGCUGUUUCGGACAGAGCUAGGACCAGAGCCAGCUGCUUUCUCGUGAAGGGAAGGCGAGGACUUGGGCUGAUGGGAAGGUGUUUCACAAACUGCGCCAAUAAAACUGCCCUGGAAAGGGCAUAGUUGGGCAUCGAG
Grammomys surdaster is the source of this 2302-nucleotide messenger RNA. RefSeq names its product death effector domain containing 2 (gene Dedd2). Gene Ontology annotation, cellular component: nucleolus. The transcript has 5 exons. Gene Ontology annotation, biological process: regulation of apoptotic process; apoptotic process; extrinsic apoptotic signaling pathway via death domain receptors. The record is from RefSeq and is a predicted model, not a curated record. NCBI's taxonomy places the organism in Eukaryota, Metazoa, Chordata, Mammalia, Rodentia, Muridae. The coding region runs from base 606 to 1595 and encodes 329 amino acids. Gene Ontology annotation, molecular function: protein binding; DNA binding.